AACAGUGAUAUUCGGCAUUCGCAAUGAAAAAGAUUAUAAUAAUACCUAUGUCUGCGUGUUUUUUAUCGUAGCUUGUUAAUUUGUGUUUUGUAUUUUAUUUAGAACAGCACACAUCGCGUUGUCACUUCUGUUUAAUUAAUUUCAAAUACCUACUAAUGACGUUUCAACGAAUAUUGAAUAUUUUACCUUGUCUACGAUGUGUCACGUUCAAUCGAACAUUCAACAUUCUUGAUAAAUUGCACAAAAAUCAAUUGGACAAAUUCAAAUGUUUCAAUAGGAGACAUUUUAACGAACAAUCAAUAUUUAAUUUAAAUACCAACGUCCCAAAAGAUGUACUUCUAUACAAAUCGUCUAGUGACAAAACAUACAAAAUGAUCAGCGUGUUUUCUAUAGUUCAGUUCGGUUUUUGGCUUACAGUUGCAGAUUCUUACAAUGUCUUAUUGAACAAAGAGCCUGACAAUAAUGUAAACCAUCAGCCAAUAUCAUGGGUAGAUAAAAUCAAAUCUCAAGGAAAAAUAACAACAAUUGGCAUUCCCAUCGCUUGUUUAUGUAUGGGUACAAUGUUAAUAGCUAUAUGCUCUGUCUACACAAUGAAAUCUGUGAAAAUGCUGGUUUUGUGUAAAGGAGGCGAUCGUUUGAGUAUAACAUCUUUUGGUUUUUUCAAUCGAAAUAUAACAACAACUAUACCUCUUGAAACAGUUAGUUGUGCUGUUGGAAGAAAUUCAAGUGGGCAAAGUAUACCACUUAAAGUCAAAGGGAAAUGGUUUCACUAUACAUUAGAUAAAAAUGGCAAAAUUUAUAAUCCCAAAUUAUUUGAUUAUACUGCGGGAUUGAGUAGGAAUGUAUAAAUAUUUUUAAUUUAUUCCAUAGUACUAUACAUUGUGUAAUUAUGAUAGGUACUUACUUUGUUUUACUGUUAUGUUCAGCAAUAUCAUUAAUUGCAAAGUUGGCAUGUCCUUCAGGUUCUUCUGUAGUAACAGUAUGUUCUACCGCAGAAAACCUAAAAUAUGAAUUUGAAUUAAAUUAAAUUAUGUUAUUUCAGAUGUAAAUUAAAUUGUAUGUUUUGAAAAUUUAAAAAGACCUGAUUAUUAUUUGGUAAA
Molecule: messenger RNA, 1100 nt
Organism: Acyrthosiphon pisum (pea aphid)
Lineage: Eukaryota; Metazoa; Arthropoda; Insecta; Hemiptera; Aphididae
Product: transmembrane protein 223
Exons: 3
Coding region: 156-848 (230 amino acids)
Biological process (GO): nervous system development
Cellular component (GO): mitochondrion
Source: RefSeq, a predicted model, not a curated record